Aedes albopictus (Asian tiger mosquito) is the source of this 715-nucleotide messenger RNA. It is a transcript of the gene vnc, whose product is annotated as N-alpha-acetyltransferase daf-31. Gene Ontology annotation, molecular function: protein N-terminal-serine acetyltransferase activity; protein-N-terminal-glutamate acetyltransferase activity. NCBI's taxonomy places the organism in Eukaryota, Metazoa, Arthropoda, Insecta, Diptera, Culicidae. The record is from RefSeq and is a predicted model, not a curated record. The transcript has a single exon. Gene Ontology annotation, biological process: N-terminal protein amino acid acetylation. Bases 1 to 573 code for a protein of 190 amino acids. Gene Ontology annotation, cellular component: NatA complex.
AUGAAUAUCCGUUGCGCAAAACCCGAAGACCUGAUGAACAUGCAGCACUGCAAUUUGCUCUGCCUGCCGGAAAAUUACCAAAUGAAGUACUACUUCUAUCACGGACUUACGUGGCCCCAGCUCAGUUACGUGGCCGAGGACGACAAGGGCAACAUUGUGGGGUACGUCUUGGCUAAAAUGGAGGAACCCGAACCGGGCGAGGAGAGCACUCAUGGACACAUUACCUCGCUGGCGGUAAAACGGUCCUACCGUCGGUUAGGAUUAGCCCAGAAACUAAUGAAUCAGGCCUCGCAUGCGAUGGUUGAAUGCUUUAACGCGCAAUACGUAUCGUUGCACGUCCGGAAAUCGAACCGGGCCGCCCUCAAUCUGUACACCAACUCGCUCGGCUUCCGGAUCCUGGAGAUCGAACCUAAAUACUAUGCGGAUGGGGAGGAUGCCUACUCGAUGCGACGCGAUCUGGCCGAACUGGCGGAACUGUACGGGGCCGCUGGACGGGAAAACUGCAGCGAUGAUGUGGUGGCCAAUCAUGCCGGCGGCGGAGGCCACGCUGGACAUGAUGGGCACUGCUGCUGAACGAAAAACUGAACUGCCGAAUGUAUGUGGGUAAGCCAAAUGGAUCAUCUCUUUUGUAAUUACGACAACAAUGGAAGUGCUUGUGUAGGUUGAUAAGAGGAAAAUCUACACAAUACAAGAUAAACCAGAUUGGGUGAACGGA